Molecule: messenger RNA, 587 nt
Organism: Megalobrama amblycephala (Wuchang bream)
Lineage: Eukaryota; Metazoa; Chordata; Actinopteri; Cypriniformes; Xenocyprididae
Product: BEN domain-containing protein 6-like
Exons: 5
Coding region: 106-504 (132 amino acids)
Biological process (GO): negative regulation of Notch signaling pathway; positive regulation of neuron differentiation
Cellular component (GO): nucleus
Molecular function (GO): DNA binding; transcription corepressor activity
Source: RefSeq, a predicted model, not a curated record
CAUUCAAGCCGAGAAACUCAACUUGAGAGAGAAAUUCUCAAAUUAAAAAAAGAAAAUGAGAAUCUAAGAGCACUUAAUAUAGCUCUGCAACAAGAAAUUCUUCCAAUGCUCAAGUGCAGCAUGAACCAGGACACUCGUCUUGUUGCUCAACAACCACAAGAUUCAAGUCAGAAGAAUCCCCCUGAAAAGACACAGGGGCUAGGAAUUAGUUCAGCUGUACUGACAAGUUGUGGACGGGGGGGCACAUCAUGUUCUGCCAUGGUGAAAGAUCUGGCAGUGGCAGUGUUUGGGAGAGAGACACUGGCCACACAUGGGCUGUCUGGAAGGGCUGGCAAUGCUAACACAGGCACUUUGGCAAAGCCAGCUCUUGACCAGGACAAAGUUGUAAUGAUCCUAGACACAGUACAAAAAAAGUUCCCAGAUGUUCCAAAAAAGUUCAUCAGGGCAGCACUAAGAGAAAAGUUAAAUGAUGAGCACAAGUUACGAGUAAGGAAAACAGUGUAGAGGCUUCAUUUGGCUGUGAAUUGGUCUCUGCUUCGCUCUGCUCUUACAGUUUCAAUAAAUACAAUAAAUAAUUUGUGAAAAUG